Molecule: messenger RNA, 2758 nt
Organism: Hemicordylus capensis (graceful crag lizard)
Lineage: Eukaryota; Metazoa; Chordata; Lepidosauria; Squamata; Cordylidae
Gene: PLBD2
Product: phospholipase B domain containing 2
Exons: 12
Coding region: 79-1788 (569 amino acids)
Biological process (GO): phospholipid catabolic process
Cellular component (GO): extracellular region
Molecular function (GO): glycerophospholipase activity
Source: RefSeq, a predicted model, not a curated record
UGAUCAGCGGCGGCUCACGUGGUGGGGGCCCCCAGUACAGCCGCAGCAGCUGCCAGGCGCCCGCCCGCCCUGCCGUCCAUGGCGCUGCUGCCGCCUCGGCUCCUCCUGCUGCCGGCGCUGGGGCUGCUGCUGCCGCCGCCGGGCCCCCUGCAAGCCGCCGGGCCCCCCCGCUUCCCGGGCGCCGGCUCGGAGCCUCCCCGCAGCUGCUCGGUGCUGCUGGACCCCGCUUCGGGGCAGCCGCAGAUCGUGAGCGGCUGGCACCCCGCGGCCGUCGCCUGGGCCAACCUGACCGAAGGGAUCCGGGACACCGGGUGGGCCGCCUUGGAACUCGCCACCAACGCACAGUACAAUGACAGCCUCCAGGCCUAUGCCGCAGGGCUGGCGGAAGCGGCCGUGUCGGGCCAGCUCAUCUACAUGCACUGGAUGAACACCAUGCUGGGCUACUGUGGCCCCUUCAAGUACCAGGCGGACUACUGCCAGAAGCUGAAGGGCUACAUCGAAGCCAACCUGGCCUGGAUGGCGCAGCAGAUGGAGGCACAAGCAGACUCGCCUUACUGGUACCAGGUCCGCCUCGCUCUCCUGCAGCUGAAGGGCCUCGAGGAUGGCUACAACGAGCAGGUGGCCUUCCCCACCGGCCAGUUCUCCAUCGCCCCCUUUGGCUUCCUUCUGUUCCAGCUCGGGGGCGAUUUGGAAGACCUGGAGUCGGCCUUCAACAAGUCCGGAAGGCAGCGGGUCCUGGGCUCCGGGUCCUGCUCAGCCCUCAUCAAGCUGCUGCCCGGCAACCGGGACCUGCUUGUCUCCCACGACACCUGGAACACCUACCAGGCCAUGCUGCGCAUCCUGAAGAAGUACACCUUGCCCUUCCGGACUUCGCGCACAAGUGGCACCCCCAUCCCUGGGCACACCCAGGCUUUCUCCUCCUACCCGGGCACCCUCUUCUCUGGCGACGACUUCUACAUCUUGAGCAGCGGCUUGGUGGCUCUGGAGACCACCAUCGGGAACAGCAACGGGGCCCUGUGGAAGUACAUCCAGCCCACGGAGAGCGUCUCGGAAUGGCUGCGCAACGUGGUGGCCAAUCGGCUGGGCCGGAGUGGGGCGGAAUGGGCGCGCGCCUUCCAGCAGUUCAACAGUGGCACCUACAAUAACCAGUGGAUGGUCGUGGAUUAUAAGGCAUUUGUCCCGGGCAAGUCCAGUCUCCAGAAGGGCGUCCUCACGGUUCUGGAGCAGAUCCCGGGGAUGGUGAUGGCGGACGACAAGACCGGCCUGCUGUACCAGGAGGGCUACUGGGCCAGCUACAACGUUCCGUACUUCACAGAGAUCUUCAACGCCAGCGGCCUCCCUCAGCUGGUGCAGAAAUACGGAGACUGGUUCACCUACGACAAGAAUCCCCGGGCCCAGAUCUUCCGGCGCAACCAGACGCUAGUCCGGGACAUGGAUUCUAUGAUCCGACUCAUGAGGUUCAACAACUUCCCCAGGGACCCCCUCUCCCGAUGCCAAGCCUGCAACCCGCCCCAGAAUGGCGAGAAUUCGAUUGCUGCCCGCUCGGACCUGAACCCGGCCAACGGCACGUACCCCUUUGGGGCCCUUCGCCAGCGGCCGCAUGGGGCCACCGACAUGAAGGUCACUUCCCUGGAGCUGGCCAGGAACUACAGCUUCAUCGCCACCAGCGGGCCGACCUGGGACGACCUGCCCGCCUUCCGGUGGAGCGCCUCCCCCUACCAGCGCCUGCUGCACAUGGGCCACCCGGACCUCUGGAAAUUCUCCCCCGUCCAGGUCUGCUGGGGCUGAUGCCUGCGGCUGGGUGCUGCCCCUGCCCUCUGGCAGGCUGUCUUCACCGGAAUCCUGGACUUCUCUUCUGGAGAGAAAGGGCUGCUUGGCCGCGAGCGGCUGUCGUCAGGGCUGGGUGUGCCGAGAGGCCGGGUGGGGGUGGGGUGGGGGGCACAAGGGAAGCGGGUGCUGGAGUGGCUGCCCCAGAACAAGGAGAGAAACAAACCCCCCCCCAGACCGAAAGUCCCUGCCUAAUGUCCUGAGCCCAGAACGGUGCUGGGAACAGGGGCGGCGGCGGCUGCCUGUCGGGGCCGGGGCCAGAGGGCAGGGGAGGGGGCUGGGCAGGGCUGAGAGGAGAGGAGGCAGGUCCCACCCUGAGAUCAGUUCGAAAGCCCCGGAGGGAAGGCGGCCACCAGCCCACGGUUUGGGUUUUCUCGGCGCUGGGACGCUGUUUCCUUCUCUCAGCCCAGCUUUGCGCUCGCUUUGCCCCUUGGCUGGCUGGCGGUGGAGGGAGGAGGCGAGCCCUUCGACUUGGUGCAUUCCCUGUGCAAAGCCGCAAUGCCCUCGCCCGCCCCCAAGGCCCCUUGCCGCCUCUUCCCCCCAGCAGCGCCGGCUCCAUCCCUCCCCCUCUCGGCCCUCGCGGCCCUCUUCCUCCCCGCCUCGUGCAGGACCAAGCCAAGGAGACCCACUGAAGUGGGGCAGGGGGUUCCACACCACCGCGAAAUAGCACCGUGUCUUGGGCUGCACACAGAGCCCACGGCUGUCCUUUCUUCUCACCGAUAUUCACAUGCAUCCUUUUUUUUUUUAAGGGAGCCUUAUUAUUUCUCUCUCACACACAAUAUGAACAUUUGUGGGAUGUGUCCUUUGAGAGAUGCCACCCAUGACCUUUGAUUUGUCCAUCUGUGGGGUAUGUCCUUGGGCUGCACUCAGCAGUUACUUGGGAGUAAGCCCCAAUGAGUCCAUUACUUGGAAUAAACUGCAUAGAAUUGGC